CGCGCCCCACCCACUCUGGCCCGGCAGCCUCGCCGCCCGCCACCUCGCUUCGCUCCUCGCGCUUCUCCUCCCUCCGGGGCUGGGCCUGCCCCGGCCGUCGCGGAGCCUCCCCUCCCACCGUCCGUGACCGUCCGCGCCCGGCCGCCGCCUCCAGGCAGCCCGGAGCAACCCGGCACCUGGCCUGGCUGGGCGCAGCACUCCGUUGGCGGCGGCGGCGCGAUGCUGUGCUUCCUGAGGGGAAUGGCUUUCGUCCCCUUCCUCUUGGUGACCUGGUCGUCAGCUGCCUUCAUCAUCUCCUACGUGGUCGCUGUGCUCUCCGGGCACGUCAACCCCUUCCUCCCCUACAUCAGUGACACAGGAACAACACCUCCAGAGAGUGGUAUUUUUGGAUUUAUGAUAAACUUCUCUGCAUUUCUUGGCGCAGCCACGAUGUAUACAAGAUAUAAAAUAGUAGAGAAGCAAAAUCAAACCUGCUAUUUCAGCACUCCUGUUUUUAACUUGGUGUCUUUAGUCCUUGGAUUGGUGGGAUGUUUCGGAAUGGGCAUUGUCGCCAAUUUUCAGGAGUUAGCUGUGCCAGUGGUUCAUGACGGGGGCGCCCUUUUGGCCUUUGUCUGUGGUGUCGUGUACACGCUCCUACAGUCCAUCAUCUCUUACAAAUCGUGUCCCCAGUGGAACAGUCUCUCGACAUGCCACAUACGGAUGGCCAUCUCUGCCGUUUCUUGCGCAGCUGUCGUCCCCAUGAUUGUCUGUGCUUCACUAAUUUCCAUAACCAAGCUGGAGUGGAAUCCAAAAGAAAAGGAUUAUAUAUAUCACGUAGUGAGUGCGAUCUGUGAAUGGACAGUGGCCUUUGGUUUUAUUUUCUACUUCCUAACUUUCAUCCAAGAUUUCCAGAGUGUCACCCUAAGGAUAUCCACAGAAAUCAAUGGUGAUAUUUGAAGAAAGAAGAAUUUGAUCUCACUCAGUGAAUGUUGCAGGACAUUUCUAGAAGUGCUACAGAGGACAGACAGGGUUUUGAGGCCGCCCUGAUUAUUGGGAUGCAUCUGCAGCACAUCCAGGACUUGAAUUUCGCUAAGAGUUCCUAAUAGUUGUACUAUUUCUAAAGAUGUGUUUCCUAGAGAAUGUACAGCCUUAUGACACUGUAGUGAUGUUUUUAUAAUUUUCUAAGUAGUUUUUUAUAUUAACAAAUUCAUAUACAGAAAAAAUAAGGUGUUACAAAAAAUGGAGAGCUCUUAUUUUUGUACAGAUUCUGUCUUUUUUUUAUUUGUGUGCGAUUUAUGGAAAUACAUUAAAUGAGUAAUUUAGGUUCAGUACGUUUGUUACAAAGUAAAAUCGGGAUAUUCAUUUGUACAUUUUAUUCUUAAUGAAUGAACUGUAUAAUUUUUUUUAUCAUAAGAGCAUUUAUAAAAUUGAAUUUAUAAAGAUCAUAUACCCAAAUCAUAAAAAUUUAGUUAAUACAUUAACACUGAUACUGAUUUUUAGCCGAACUAAGCAAAGUGCUUCAACUGAGAGGCCUUUAUACCACCAUGUACAGUAACUCUAAGUGAAUAUGAAGACCUUGGUUUUGAAAUUCUGACACCCACCUUGUUUCUCCCUGCUCAUGAGGCCGCACCUUUUUUUUUUUUUUUUUUUUUUUUUUGAGACGGAGUCUCGCUCUGUCACCCGGGCUGGAGUGCAGUGGCCG
Rhinopithecus roxellana (golden snub-nosed monkey) is the source of this 1681-nucleotide messenger RNA. It is a transcript of the gene DRAM1, whose product is annotated as DNA damage regulated autophagy modulator 1. The transcript is spliced from 7 exons. The record is from RefSeq and is a predicted model, not a curated record. Gene Ontology annotation, cellular component: lysosome. Gene Ontology annotation, biological process: regulation of autophagy. Lineage: Eukaryota; Metazoa; Chordata; Mammalia; Primates; Cercopithecidae. The coding region runs from base 220 to 936 and encodes 238 amino acids.